AUGAUGCGUGAUUCCCAAAGUGCAACUUAUUAUUUUGGUUUAGAUGAAAUCAAGAUCUAUGAUCAACCUUGUGAUUCUAGCAUCACGACAACUACCACGGAAUCAACAACUACCGAAUCAACAACAACAACUACUGAAGCACUCACUACAGAGUCAACAACAACUACCACUGAGACACCGACUACGGAAUCAACAACAUCUACCACGGAAUCGCCAACUACCGAAUCAACAACAACAACUACUGAAACACCAACUACCGAGUCAACAACAACUACUACUGAAACACCAACCACCGAGUCAACAACAACUACCACUGAGACAUCGACUACUGAAUCAACAACAACUACUACUGAGACGCCAACUACCGAGUUAACAACCACUACCACUGAAACACCAACUACCGAAUCAACAACCACUACUACUGAAACACCAACUACCGAAUCAACAACAACAACAACUACUGAAACACCAACUACCGAGUCAACAACCACUACCACUGAGACGCCAACUACCGAGUCAACAACCACUACCACUGAAACACCAACUACCGAAUCAACAACAACUACCACUGAGACAUCGACUACUGAAUCAACAACAACUACCACUGAAACGCCAACUACCGAAUCAACAACAACAACUACUGAAACACCAACUACCGAAUCAACAACAACAACUACUGAAACACCAACUACCGAGUCAACAACCACUACCACUGAGACGCCAACUACCGAGUCAACAACCACUACCACUGAAACACCAACUACCGAAUCAACAACAACUAC
Molecule: messenger RNA, 782 nt
Organism: Rotaria sp. Silwood2
Lineage: Eukaryota; Metazoa; Rotifera; Eurotatoria; Philodinida; Philodinidae
Source: the annotation of a GenBank genome assembly